GUGUAUUAUAGAUCAGUUACUCAUUGUCACACAAGCUUUGUGCAUCCGCCCAUCGGUCAUAUAUUCAUACGCCUUACCUGUAAUUGUAUUGAUUGUGUUUGUAUAUAAAUCGUAAAUUGAAGUAAUAUCAAUAUUCUAGAAAUUUGUUGUUAAGCUUAAAAGUUGUAAUGGCAAGAUUAGUCGAAAUAAGUAGCGUUUUCUUGAUUAUUUUGGGAAUUUUAUUUCCAUCAUCAGCAGCAGAUGAGGGGAAUGGAACCAUCUCUGGCGCAGGUGUAUAUGUUAAAGUAUUGGGUCAGUCUGGGAAAAUUAUGAUGAGCCGGUCAGAGAAUAUCGAAUCUGAUGAAAAUAGGGUAACAGUAGAAAUGGACGAAAUUAAAGAAACUGAUAUGAGCGGGAACCCAGUCGGAGCAGGUGGUGCUCCAGCAACGAAACAUAGCUUCAACACCUUUGCCAAUCAACAAUUCGAGUAUAGUGAAGUUGGAGAUGGAGAAUUUGAAAAUAUUUCAGCCAAGACUUUCAAUUUUUCUGCUUCUAUAGCUAAUGGGGCGAAACUUGUUGUUGACGUGUAUAUUUUUACCGAAAAUGGAACUUAUAGUCUAAAUGGAGAAAACACGACAGUUUCAGAAGGAACUGUCAAAUUUAAUAUUUUCAUUGAAAAUUGGAAAUUUUGUGGAGACGGCGUUACAUGUAAUAAGGGAUCGAAAACUGAAAUUGGGAAAUAUGUAGACUUUGCAAUUGCCAUUAAAGGAAAAGGAGCAGCUCCGCAAAAGAAAACUGGUGGCGGGAAAAAGACCACAGCAGAAGAGUACGAUCUUGGAAGUGGCACCAGUGUGGUCAUAUCAGACAAGGUUCAAUAUGAUGGUGAUGGCGACUGGGUACCUACACCGACUGGAUAUCCUAAACUGGAACAAAAAGGUUCAAAAACACUUUUUGUCUUCCGUUUUGACAAAUUUUCAAAGAGUGUAUUGUACGACCCACAAGUUGAUUUAGGAAAGUCACCUGAUACCCCUGAAACGCCCACAAUGGAAAAGGAAACCAACGCAGAAGGCGUUUGGGUCAAAGUUUUAGGAAAGUCGGGUAAAAUUCAAGUCGGAAAUAGGCAGAACCCAUCACAAGACCCGAACAGAAUUACUAUAGAAUUUUCUGAACUUAAAGAAAAGAAAACAGAUGGUAGCGACAUAAAAGACAAUAAGCACAGAUUUAACAAUUUUGCUGUCACAGACUUUCAGUUCUCACCACCAAUGGACGCAGAAUUCAUGAAUCUGACAGUGAAAAAAUUCACAUUCAACGCAACUUUGAAUGAAGAAGGUGCUAUGCUAGAAACGGAAGUGCUCAUAUUUCGCGAAGACGGCGAAAUAACUCUUGGGAACGAAACUACGAUGGUAAAAAAAGGAAAUAUGAAAUUUAGCACAACAAUAAAAGACUGGAAGUUUUGUGGACAGGGCGGUACAACGUGCUCUUCAAGCGAGGUAGGCGAAUUCUUAGACUUUGGAAUGAGUAUUAAAGGCAAAGGUGCUCCGAAGAAAAAACCAAAUAGCGAUAAAGGAAAUGCUGAAGAAUAUGACCUUGGUGAAGACAGUUCAGUUGUUAUGUCCAGAAAGGUCAAAUACAACACUGAUGAUUGGACAACAAUGGCAUCUGGAUAUCCAAUGGUUGUGACGCAGGGCAGUAAACAAAUAUUUUACAUUCGUCUAAACAAGUUCACAGGGACAGCUUACUAUGACCCAACAGUUAUAUACAACACCGAUGGAACUAAUGGCAGCACCCGUAAUUCUGUGUCAUUAUUCGCGUGUUUUGUGUCAGUUUUUAUUUGUGUAUUUUUGUUUUAAAUAUCAUAAAUGACUAAGCUGUUUAUAAUUGGUAUUGUGGAAAUUGAAUGACAACGACCUUUGACAGUUUUCAUAAGCCCAAGUUUGACCGUUUUACAGAAUUAACGUCGCUGCAUAAUCAGUAUAGUGGCCUUUGUCAUUUUAUAGAAAAUACAAACGUAAGAUUCCGUAUUGUUCUUGACAUACGUUUGAUUGUUCUGCGUAUGUAUGUGUACGUUUUAGAUAAAACUAUAAUACGAUGGCCUGUGGGCCUUGUCAUUGCGCGAAAAUUUUACUGACUACAGAAUCGUCAUAUAUUUUGUAUUUAUCAUAUUUUAAGAAUGAUGCUAUUGUCCUUUCAUUUAAAAAAACAAACUUUCACAUAUGUAAGGCAUGCUCCGGUAGGCAAGACAAAUCUUUUAUAAAACCAUGCCAGACAACCUACGCGAUACAUAGAGGCACUACUUAACUUUCCGAAUCAGUUUGAAUCACCAGUCAUCUUGAAAUAUUUUUCUAUGUUCUCACCUUAUCGUUUGAAUUGUUCCAAGAUUUUAUACUUGUUACAAACAGUCACUCCAAGUAAUAUAACAGAUGACAAGUUUAAUUCGUAAUGAUACGUUGGUUAAUGUCUAUUCCAUGUCAAUAUUAAUUAGAAAAAGCGCCUCUUUCAUAAUUUGCCAUGCAAUCACAUUGGUGCUAUAUUUUUGAAGAAAAUUCUGAAAGUUAUUUACGUCCCAAAAUGUCAAUAUGUAUUGUCCAGAUUUGGUCUGAACUUGGAAAUAAAAACUGCGAAAUAAAUUUGGAAGAGAAAAUUGUUUCGCAUCCCCUUUUUUACAUCCCCAUUUAAUUUUUAAGAGUCAAAAUGAAUCUUUAGUUAUACGCAACUUAUACAUUGAAAUUCAAAAUGGCUUAUCAGAACGCGUCGAAAUGAACAUACAUUUUCUCGCCAUUAUUAUCUCAAAAGUACAAAAAGACCAUUUUGUCAUUUCAAAUUUCGCAAUUGCUUUGCACUUUGGAGAGGACUUAUAUAUGUUUAUCAACCAAUGUGGGAAUAUAAUAAAGCAUAGAAGGCUGUAUGAGUGUGUGUUUAUGUGUGAGAGAGCGAGUUAUUUUUCAGAAUGUAUAAAUGUUGAACAGUUGAGUUCGUGAUUAUUGAUAAUUUAAUUGAUAUACUAUAUUAUUGUAUUUAAUAUCGCCCUUUGUAAAUUUGUACAAUCUGUUGCCGUAUAACAUUGUAAUCAGGAACAUGAGUCAGCUUAAACAAAUUGAACUGACUGUAUGUAUACUAUGGACAAUUAAUAUUUGAAAUUUGAUAAAACUCAACUUGCUACAUGUAUGCUUUCUAAAUCGUUGGAUACGCAUCUCAUUUUAAUCUAGGAAAACAAUCAAAUUAUAGAAAUUGAUAAUUAGGAAUAAAUGUAAAACUGUUUCCGAAGUCGUCCGUUAACCUGGAAAAAUAUUUUUUAAAACUAUAUUUAUAAGCAGUGUGCAGAGGCACGGUAGUAUGUCCUGGCCCAUAAGGGAUUAUGAUAGCCUUUUUAGAAUUUUAACCACUUUCACUGCAAAAACUUCUAGAAGAAGUACUUUCAUUUUACUAUUGAAAAAUGAAUUUGAAUGUGUAUCUUGCCCGUUUACUUUUUUUUGCUAUUUUUAAAAACCUUAGACCUGCAGUGCUUUUAGGUCUUUUAUCAUGCAGUGAAUACACAAUUUAAAAAAAUUCUAAAAAAAAUCAUUUUCAUAAGUUUGUUAAAUUGUUUUAUAUUUUUCUACACCUGAUUCAUCCCUCAGUUUGGGAAAGUGUGUUCAGGUGAUUCUGUAUUGUUUGUCCAAUGACACUGUUCAGAUACAUUGACUUAGGUAGGGCAUUCGUCUCAACUCGGCCGAUUCCGUACCCUCAUCUAACAAAGGAGAGUAGCGGAUUCUACCGAGGAUUGCCGAAUGUUAGGUAGGGUACACAAAA
Messenger RNA from Mytilus trossulus (common blue mussel), 3768 nucleotides. Its product is annotated as acidic skeletal organic matrix protein-like. The record is from RefSeq and is a predicted model, not a curated record. Bases 168 to 1829 code for a protein of 553 amino acids. The transcript has 3 exons. Lineage: Eukaryota; Metazoa; Mollusca; Bivalvia; Mytilida; Mytilidae.